GCGUGUCGCUUCGCUUUAUUUUCAACACUUAUACAGACAUGUUACCUGCCAUGUGAUUGCUAGUGCCGGUGUCUAAGAACCGGUGACAUUCGUUUAGUGAUACCGGUCAUUAGUGUCGUGGGCGUCACCUCGCGCUUCGUGAGAUCUGACACAUCAACUGCCGUUGGCAUGAUCGUUGCCAUCAGAGGAGUUGGGCUUUCAUCGUUGUUGAUCGUGCCUGCUUGUGCAAGAAGUAGUGCCGGUUCCUCCUCGUCAACCUUGGCAAGAUUUGCAGGUUGCUCUCCCUUGCAUUCAAUCCGCGGUGCCCUCCAAUUUCUAGACAAAUGUCCCAACUUGUUGAAAUUGAAACACUUUACUUGCGACAUGUCACAUUCAGCCUUACCGUCGCGAAUGAUGCGGUCUUGCGCGCACAAGGUUCAGGUUUAGGAUCGCUUUUCGGUACGUUGUUGCCGUCGCUGGAACUCAAACCUUUUCCAAGCUCGUGUUGUCUCCUUCGCGCAUCCCACUCUUCCUCAGUGACGAGAAGUCGGAUACUUGAGCUUUGAGUGUCCAGAUCACAUCUCUCCCCAUUAGUGCGGAGACGUCCGAUAAGGUUCUUCACCGUCAUGGCGUUCAGAUCGAGCAUUGUUUUGAUCGAGCAUGCCAUCUGCAAAGAUUGAGGCGGAACAAUUCAGAAUAUCUUUUGGACCACCCUGAUUUACUCGACAAGGUCACCUAGGGUACACAGGUUGUUGACGAUCUGGAUGAUUUGGAAGUCGAAGGCGUCAAGCGUUUUGACGUCCUUGAAGGCAAUCUGUUUGAACUCCCUGCACAGUCUUUGAGCUGUCGCUUCUCGGCCGCGGUCCACCCGCAUACGCAUCAUCUUGAUGGUCUUCCACGUCUCUUUGGCCAUCGGCUUGACAACGAGAGUGCCCAUCGUCUCCACCGAUACGGCCCGUAUGAGUGAUGAGUGCGGCGAGCAUGUCGUCGCGGUCACUAAUGUCACCAACACCUUUGAUGGUCUCCCACAGACCUUGAGCUCGCAAGUUGAUCUUCAUCACCAAUGUCCAGUCGAUGUAAUUUGUGGACAUUAGGGAUGUUGCCGCUCCCUGCGACUAAGUCCCCUUCUCACCCUGCUGCAUACGUUGUGAUUUCGUGUUCGCGGAGGCGUGCUAGAGCGAGAUGGCGCCUCGAAACCACAGGAAUCUAUCGUUGGUGCCCAGAGACUUCUAAUCGUGCUCUGAUACCAAAUGACAGACCUGGAGGUCAAUGGUGAUUUAACCCUAAACAAAACACAGCACAAUACAACAGAGUUCAACUCGAUACCAGACUCCAGUAUAUGUGUGAAAUUGUCUACCUGUGUAGAC
This is a messenger RNA of Marchantia polymorpha subsp. ruderalis, 1346 nucleotides long. The record is from the annotation of a GenBank genome assembly. NCBI's taxonomy places the organism in Eukaryota, Viridiplantae, Streptophyta, Marchantiopsida, Marchantiales, Marchantiaceae.